Dama dama (fallow deer) is the source of this 2072-nucleotide messenger RNA. RefSeq names its product peroxisomal biogenesis factor 2 (gene PEX2). Gene Ontology annotation, biological process: protein import into peroxisome matrix. Lineage: Eukaryota; Metazoa; Chordata; Mammalia; Artiodactyla; Cervidae. Gene Ontology annotation, molecular function: zinc ion binding. Gene Ontology annotation, cellular component: peroxisomal membrane. The record is from RefSeq and is a predicted model, not a curated record. The transcript has 4 exons. Bases 695 to 1711 code for a protein of 338 amino acids.
GAUAUCUGAAGAUACAUAAGUUGGCACAACUGGCCCUCUUAACACACGCCAUAAAUUUCAUCUGCUACUCAACUGAAAUGAAGAGGGAAACGGCAGCCUACUCCAGUAUUCUUGCCUGGAAAAUUCCACAGAGGAGCCUUAACGGGAGCCCGUGGGCUUGCAAAGAGUCGAACACUACUGAGACACUGAACGCACAGCUGAAAAAAUUACCGAUGCAUCCGGUUCAGUAGGGGCGCGGAUGGGGUGACGGGAGAAGGCUGAAGUGUUGGUGUUGAGGUCCAGUACAGCCUGAGCUCUUCAGGAGUACUUUGACAAACAAGAGAACUUCCUUUAUCUUGUUGACCACAGGAUACAAAACCUGGGAAGCAUGCCGAGUUGUCCAGACUGUCACAGGAGAGGAGUUGUGUAUACUGUGUUUUCACAUAUCCCGAGUGGUGAUAGAGUUUUGCGUGAGGAGGAGUGAGUGAGGUGUCAGAGUCUCUGUGGACGGCAGGGUCUCUUCCGGUGAUUUGGCUCUUUGCAUCAGGUGGCCACAGUACUGGAGCUUCAGCUUCAGCAUCAGUCCUUCCGAUGAAUAUUCUGGACCCAGGUUGGCAUCUUCAUCUUUGCAUCCCAAGCACCUGCAGAGCUAGGAUACAUUGAUGCUCGUAAACUUUGUGAAAUCUCUGAGUGGUCUCAGUCUCACAAGGACUGCAUGGUAGCAGAAAGAGAAAACUGCAUCAGGGUGAGAUCUGUAAGAGCCUCUGCAGAUCUAUGGACGAUAACCAAGCAACAAAGAGACCUUCAGAAAGGCAUGGCUUCCAGAGACGAGAAUGCAGAGCGGACAAACAGAGUGCUAAGAAUCAGCCAGUUGGAUGCGCUUGAACUAAACAAGGCCCUGGAGCAGCUCAUUUGGUCCCAGUUUACUCAGUGCUUUCAUGGAUUUAAGCCAGGGCUGUUAGCCCGCUUUGAACCAGAGGUGAAAGCAUUCUUGUGGCUUUUCUUGUGGAGAUUCACCAUCUACUCUAAAAAUGCCACAGUGGGACAGUCAGUGUUGAAUAUUCAGUACCAGAACGAUCUAUCCCCAAACCUGAGCUACCAGCCACCGAGCAGAAACCAGAAGCUGUGGUAUGCUCUCUGCACUAUUGGUGGCAAGUGGUUAGAAGAGCGAUGCUACGAUUUGUUUCGGAACCGUCACAUCGCAUCCUUCAGGAAAGCCAAGCAGUGUGUGAAUCUGGUGGUCGGACUUCUGAAGUUAGGCAGGUUGAUUAAUUUCUUGAUCUUCCUCCAAAGGGGCAAGUUUGCAACUUUGACCGAACGCCUGCUGGGCAUCCGUUCUGUCUUUCACAAGCCCCAAAGUGUCCGAGAAGUGGGCUUUGAGUAUAUGAAUAGGGAACUCCUCUGGCACGGCUUUGCCGAGUUUCUGAUUUUUCUCCUCCCCCUCGUCAAUGUCCAGAAGUUGAGAGCCAAGCUCUCUUCUUGGUGUGUCCCGCUGACCGGAGCCCCAGGCAGCGACAGCACGCUGGCAACCAGUGGCAGACAGUGUUCUCUGUGUGGGGAGUGGCCCACCAUGCCUCACACCAUUGGCUGCGAGCAUGUCUUCUGUUACUACUGCGUGAAGAGUAGCUUCUUAUUUGACAUGUCCUUCACUUGUCCUAAGUGUGGCACAGAAGUCCAUAGCCUCCAACCCUUAAAAUCGGGCAUCGAGAUGGCAGAAGUCAGUGUCCCAUAGAAACUAAAGUUGGUUCCUCCGAGAAGAACCGUAUUAUGCCUAAAUCCUUAGCAUGAGUCAUCCUGAGUGUACUACUUAGAGAUGUUUUAUGAGGACAUGUGCUUCUCAGCCACUGCCUUCUGUUCCUUCCCAGGCACAACCACAUUCUACUCGCACUGGAAACCACAUGAUCCUAAAUAUGUGAUAUAAAUGGUAACAUGCUAUUUUUUUUUAAUCAUUGUGUUUAAUUUUUAACGUCAAGAAUAAUGGGCAGUUUUUUGGUGUUUGUUUUUUUUUUUUUAAACAAAUGACCACUCAGAAUGCUCCAUUCUGCCACUUCCUGGAAAGAGGUGAGACUAAAAAUAAAAGAUUGUGGAAACUC